AGAAAGAGUGAGAGAAAGAGAUAUGAGUGAAUGUAGAAGGAGAGUGCGAUAAAGCGAAACAAAUAAACAUACAAAAAAUAAUAGAGGAGAGAUAUACAUAAAUACAACGAAGAAGAAGAAGGAAGGAAAUAGAUAGAAAGUUAUAAUUAGAGAAAGAGAAAGAAGAAAAUUAAGUAGAAGUCGGCUGAAGUCAAUCUGUUGCCUUGUCACACAUAGUGACACUCACGCUAGAGUUCACUUAACCGGAGACCGUGAAAGUUAUAUUUCCUUGUGACUUGAACCAUGGACAACAACGGGAUGAAAGACAUCUCCAAGACUGCCAUUUCCACCAACGAAGACAGAAACAAAACUUCACAGACAAUCUCCGACGCAGCCAAUGCAACAGCAUUGCUGGCAUUAAUGGAGAAGACCGGCUUCAGUAUGAUGCAGGAAAAUGGUCAAAGGAAAUUCGGUCCUCCACCCGGCUGGACCGGCCCUCCUCCGUCUCGGGGCUGUGAAGUUUUCAUUGGUAAAAUUCCUCGGGACUGUUUUGAAGACGAACUGGUCCCAGUUUUCCAGAAAAUCGGUUGCAUCUACGAGUUCCGUCUCAUGAUGGAUUUCAGUGGAUUCAACCGGGGGUUCGCCUUCGUCAUGUACACAGACAAAUCCAACGCUCGCACGGCCAUCAAAGAACUCAAUAACUUCCAGAUUCGAAAGGGCCGUUUCUUGGGAGUGUGCGCCAGUGUGGACAACUGCCGGCUGUUUGUAGGCGGUAUCCCUAAAAUGAAACAGAAAGAGGAGAUCCUCAACGAAAUGAGGAAAAUCACCGAUGGUGUAGCUGAUGUUAUAGUUUAUCCAAGCGUGCAUGACAAGAGCAAGAACAGAGGAUUCGCUUUCGUGGAGUACGAGAGUCAUCGGGCGGCGGCUAUGGCUCGAAGGAAGCUGAUCCCUGGUCGUAUUCAGCUGUGGGGCCAAAAUAUUGCUGUAGACUGGGCAGAACCGGAGCAAGAUGUGGACGAGGAAAUAAUGGCUACAGUGAAAAUACUCUAUGCUAGAAAUUUGAUGAUGAGCACAUCGGAAGAUACAAUACGAAAAGUUUUUACAGAGGUUACGAAAAAAGAUGAUGUCAUUGAAAGAGUAAAAAAAAUUCGAGAUUUUGCCUUUGUACACUUUAAAAGCAGAGAAGAUGCUGUAUUAGCACAAAACAAACUCAAUGGUACCCUCUUAGAAAAUUCGAAAAUAGAAGUUGUUUUUGCCAAACCAGUAGAAAAGUCAGACCGAAUCAAAAGAAUGAACUAUUCACAGUUGUGCCUUCCUGAUGAUGUUGGAAGUCGAGCUGACUCAUUGUCUGAACCAGAUAGCGAUGAGAACUCAUACGGAGGUUUAGAAUUAUGCCAGCCAUUAUCAGCUCCAACUAAUAGGUAAGAAAGAAAAUUAAUAA
Messenger RNA from Octopus bimaculoides (California two-spot octopus), 1420 nucleotides. Its product is annotated as putative RNA-binding protein 46. NCBI's taxonomy places the organism in Eukaryota, Metazoa, Mollusca, Cephalopoda, Octopoda, Octopodidae. The record is from RefSeq and is a predicted model, not a curated record. Gene Ontology annotation, molecular function: RNA binding.